CUUGGCUCAAAAAAGAAAAAGAGGCCCAACAAUAAUGCAAAGUGUACAUGGACGACAAGAACGUAUGACAAUUGUGCUGAAUAAGCACAAUCAACCCAUUAGUCCGACUAAAGCUAUUGUGAAAGAGUUGGGUAGCUUCCUCGGCACACUAGCAAGGAAUGCAACGCUUUGUCCCCUUAAUAUAUACAUAUGAUUGAAGGAAAAUAGAUACAAAUUUGAAAGACGAUAUGUGGAAAUAUACCAAGGAGAAGUAUGAUAUUCCUGAUCGUGCAAAAGAACGGACUUUGGAUGCAAUUAAAAGUGCUUGGAGAAGGUAUAAGCAUGAUUUGAAGAAGGAUAACUAUAAAGCCUAUGCUAAUGACGAACUUCAAAUGGCAAAAAAGCCUCCACAAGUUUCAGAAUCUGAUUUUAAGGAUCUACUCAAAUAUUGAAACUCCAAAGAAUUCAAGAAAAUGAGCGAAACAAACACUGAGAAUCGAAAAAAGUUGAAGAAUCCACAUACUGUUGGUAAAACUAGUUUUGCUGUGAUCAUCAACGAUUUUGUGUGUUCUCUUCUUAAUCAUUAAAUAUGAAAUUUUUGUCAUUAAAAGAUUUUUGAUACCAACUUUCAUGUAAUUAGGAAAAAGAUAAGGAAUCACCGAAGAUCUAACACUUAAAGAGAUCUUUGUGGCUACAAGAUCAAGGAAACUUGGUCGAUCAUACAAGGACUCUAAUGAGGAUACAAUUAGUGAAAUUGUUGAGAUGGAGAAAAUACAAAGUCAACAAAGUGAAGAUGACAAUCAAUCAGUUGACGCAUUCACAUCAGUCAUGGGACCUGAACAUUCAGGGCGAAUGAGAUUAUAUGAGCGAGGAGUUACCAAAACUAGUUUGAAAGGGAAAGGAAAUUUUAGAGCCUCUUUAAGUGCUAAUGAUGAGAUGAUGAAUAAAAAAAUGGAAGAAAUGGAGGAGAGAAUGCAUCAAAGGAUGGAGGAAAAAUUACAGCAACAAAAGACAACCAUAUGUCAGGAAGUUACAGUUGACAUCCUUACACGACUUAAACAUAUGUACCCAGGACUUCCAAUUGAUGCUGACAUGUUGGCAGCAUUGUGUGCUCAGCCUCCGGGAGAAGGUACCUCUGUGCCGCAAGCAAUUUUUCAACCUAGCAAUCGACCAUCUGCUGGUAGCACCAAUCAAGGUAGAGAAAAUGAAGAAGAGGAAGAUGAAUGCAUUGAAGAUCUUACUUGAGAAAAUUGGUUGAAAGUUGUAGAAACUUCAAAUAUUCUAGCUCUAAUCUUUUGUUUUCCAACAUAUUGGGACUUGUUUUGUUUUCUAAACAUUUUGAAACAUGUGCUAACUCUUGAAAACAGUUUUUGUAUAUUUUGUUUCUAUAGAUAUUAUGAGCUAUGAUUCCUCUUAUUAAUUGUUUCAACUUUCAAGAUUAUUUUAUUUGGUGGGUAA
Molecule: messenger RNA, 1437 nt
Organism: Lycium ferocissimum
Lineage: Eukaryota; Viridiplantae; Streptophyta; Magnoliopsida; Solanales; Solanaceae
Exons: 5
Coding region: 742-1224 (160 amino acids)
Source: RefSeq, a predicted model, not a curated record